AUGCCCAUCCCGCCUCCCUCAUCGCGAGAAGAUUUCAAGAUCACCAUCAUCUGUGCCCUGACGCUGGAGGCGAAGGCUGUCGUACAACUCUUCGACGCGAUCUACGACGAGAGCCUCGACCAAUACCGAAAGGUCCCUGGUGACAACAAUGCAUACACGCUGGGAAGCAUUGGGAAAUAUCAUGUCGUCCUUGUGUACAUGCCCGGGGCGGGAAAGGGGUAUGCCUCCAGCGUGGCAACCAAUGUCAAGAGGAGCUAUACAUGCCUGGAGCUGGCACUUGUUGUGGGCGUGUGCGGGGGUGUCCCAUACACGAAGAGCCAAACAUUCCCACGGCAAGAUAUUUUCCUCGGAGAUGUUAUUGUUAGCAAGGGCGUCGUGCAGUAUGAUCUCGGGCGCCUCUAUCCUACAGAAUUUGUCCGGAAGAACACUGCGCUCGCCAAUCUCCCAAGGCCUCGCCCGGAGAUCCUUUCUUUCCUCAACAAAUUGGAAGUUGGUUAUGACCGGCUGGUCAAUCGAUUAGCCACGUAUCUAACCGAUGUUCAGAAGAAGUUCCCAAGUCGCUACCCUGGCGCGGAGAAAGAUAGGCUAUUUAGCCCCGAGUACGGACAUCGAACGAGGAACUGCAAAUGCGCUGAAUACACCCACUGCGAUAACGGCAUCGUUGCUCGCCAGAGAGAUCACGCGCGGCACGAUCAGGGAGUAGUGGUGCAUUUCGGCCUUGUCGCAUCCGGAGACACGGUCAUAAUGUCCGCGCACGACCGUGAUCAAAUCUCCGAGAUUGAAGAUAUCAUUGGCUUCGAGAUGGAAGGCGCAGGUGUCUGGGAAAAUCUUCCAUGUGUCGUGAUAAAGGGCGUGAGCGAUUAUGCCGACAGUCACAAAACGAAGGAAUGGCAGCACUUCGCGGCAGCCAGUGCAGCAGCAUGUGCGCGAUCGAUCUUGGACGAGACUCCAGUCUAUCUGCCUAACCCUUCGAUCAGCGAAUCCGGCUAUGAAGACGAUUUUUAUAUUGAGUCUUUGACGUUCCCACAAGCUCAAUUCCGUCUCGAGGAGAUAAGCUCCGCUCAUGAGACGACUUGCGAGUGGAUAACUGGACGUCCUGAGUACCUGGCAUGGAUGAGUGAGGAAUCUUUGCCAAACCAUGGGGGCUUUUUCUGGAUGAAAGGAAAGCCUGGCGCCGGGAAGUCGACUAUUAUGAAGUACCUGCUACUGAACGCGAAGAAAAGGCUUCGUGAUACUGUCCUCCUGUCCUUCUUCUUUCACGCCCAGGGCACUCUGCUAGAAAGAUCUGUUAUGGGAAUGUAUCGAUCAUUAUUACACCAGCUUUUGCAUUCCAGGGCGCCGCCUGACGCUAAAAACACAUUUCUCGAUGUGGCUAAACGUCUUGAGCUUCAAGAUGGCGAUCUUAUCUGGACGAAAAGAGAUGUGAAGAACUUGUUGUCAUUGACUAUCAAGUCUUUGAAGGGGCGCCACAUACUGUUUCUGAUUGAUGCAGUAGAUGAAUGCGAUCAAACUGAGGUCGAAGAUAUGACAACGUUCUUUCAAGAGCUUGGAAAAUCCGCAGUCGACCAUACGGUUUACCUGAGAAUCUGCUUGGCAAGCCGCCACUAUCCACACAUCACCCUUGACAAAGGGAUCGAGCUCAUUGUUGAAGAUCAGCAGGAGCAUGAAGAGGACUUGAGAAAGUACGUUGAGACGAAACUGAAAGGUGGUCGGUCCAAUGUUGUCCAAGAUAUCAGGAACCUUAUUUGUAAAAGAGCAGAUGGUGUCUUCUUAUGGGUUAUGCUUGUUGUUCGUUCAUUAAACGAAGCCUUUGACAGAGGCAAUAUAAGCGCCUUGAAAAAACGACUGGACGAAAUACCGGAUGGACUCGAUAAUCUUUUCACGGACAUCCUAACGCGAGAUCAAAAAGACAUGCACAUGCUCAUAUUCAGCCUUCAGCUCAUUCUUUUCGCUCGUCGGAGCCUUGCUGAGAAUGCUGAGCGAAGCAGAGCAAAGCCUCGUGUUCGUUUCAUCCACGAGUCCGUGCGAGACUUCUUACUUCAGAGAAACGGCUUGAGUAUAAUCCAGUCCCAAAGCAAUGACUCAAAGAGCUUCAUUGGAGUCUCUCAUGACCGUCUGAAACAGUUCUGUUUUGACUAUAUUUCUGGCGCGCUACUAUUAUGUCAGCCCUGCUCCGGCAAAGAAUUUCUAAUGUUGAGAGAUACGCCGCAAGGCAAACGACAAGACGGAUCCAUACAGGAAGCUUUCCCUUUCCUUGACUACGCCAUUCGCAAAGUCCUCGAGCACAGCGAUUUGGCACAGGCAGAAGGCAUCUCUCAAAAGGUGUUCCUAGACGCAUAUUCUAACCGGUUUUCUGACUUCAACCACGUCUACAAUGCUGUUGAAAAGUAUACAACACCACAAUACAAGGAUGACUGCUCACUCCUCUAUUUUAUGGCCCAUAGGGACCUGCAUUAUCUCAUACAAGUCCAAGUUCUUGGUAAAUCGCAUGCGUGGGAUUUGGGCGGCCAAUACUUGUGUCCAAUGGGUGCCGCAUUUCGCAAUGGAAAUAUGGCAUCCGUCCGAGCUCUUUUGGGACUGCAGCCCGACUCUCAACUACAAAGUUCAGACGUUGCCGUUGAGCCCGAGAUGGUUUCCCGCAUGAAGCAAUUCUUCGUCGAAUUGGACGGACAGACAAUGCAAUCCAAAUCAGAAAUCAAGAAGAGUCAGGAGUUAUUAUUUUUCGCACUCCAGGGCAAGUGCGUGAGCAUAUUGAGACUUUUGCUUUUCACAAAUUUCGUUGAUUUCAACGAAUUUCUCAAAAAUAGCGGAAGAACUCCUUUGAGUUGGUCAAUUCUGAAGCGUGAGCCUGGUAUGGUCGAUUUUUUGGUAUCCGAGGCGAAGAUCAACAUACAGGCUCAUAUCAAUAACGCUGACCGCAUCAAGAGGCCCCUUCUUAGGACGGCUUUCAGAUCGACUACUGAAUACGACAUGAUUAUCCCCGUGGGUGUUGAUCAGUGGGCAAAGGCCGACAGGGGCAUUUUGGAUAUAUUGCUGCGGCAAGAUUCAUUGAAUCUGAAGUGCCAAGAUGAAGAUCGAAAAAACGCCGUUCAUUGGGCAGCCCUAGCGAAUGAUGAAUGGUCGCUGAAAUCUCUCAUCAAAAGAGGAUUCGACUACGAACAUUGUGACUAUAUGGGGCGUGACCCGCUCUCCCAUGCUGCCGAACUCGGUCAUGUCGAUAUUGUGAAGGCUUUGCUUGAAAUAGAGGGAAUCGAAGUUGACAGGCGUGAUGAGACAGGAAGAACCCCGCUCAUAUGGGCUGUAAAUGGCUCCCGGGAUCGUCCAAUCGGGCAAACAAAGUUAGUGGUUGAGAGCCUAUUCAGGACUAACAGGGUCGACUUCAAUGCGCGAGACAAUUACCUCAGGUCUCCUCUAGCUACUGCGGUUUCGGAAGCUUAUCCGGGAUCUUAUCCAGGGGGAAUUGAAGUUCUGCUGAGCUUCGCUUCUGUGGACGUCAACAGCAGAGACUUGUACGGACAGACACCACUGAUUACGGCAUGCACCCGCGGGAAUACAAGGAUCCUCGAGUGUCUCCUACGUUGUGACAGAAUAGAUGUUGACGCACAAGAUAUCGACGGACGAACAGCCCUUUCCUGGGCUAUGGGACCGUUGAGUUUUCCCCGUACUGCGAGCGGCUAUGUUAGUGCAUCCUCUGAAAGGUGGUAUUCAUGUAUUGAUGCGGCGAAACUCUUGUUGGCGUCCCGAAGGCCUGACACUGGCCUGGCCGAUAUCUGGGGCCAUCCACCAACGUGGUGGGAAAAGGCCUAUAAGAUCUUUCUUACUGAGGUAGAAGGUGACAGGUUUCAAGAGAAAUUGAUGGCCGGGCCUUCCCUUCAGUCUCUCCUAGAAGAUUCGCAUUAUCAACCCGGGGGUGCCGCGUUGGUUCAGUCUAUGGAAACGGAAACCAUCAAAUCCGAAAUUCAACGAUUUCUGGAUGGGAAAGUUAAAGUGAAGAAUCACGUUGAAUUCGACUUGAGAUACAAGAAUGUGAAAUUUGGGACCGAUUCGAUGCUUCAAGGAACGGAGGCCAAAACAUUGAAUCUGUAG
Molecule: messenger RNA, 4086 nt
Organism: Penicillium chermesinum
Lineage: Eukaryota; Fungi; Ascomycota; Eurotiomycetes; Eurotiales; Aspergillaceae
Exons: 3
Coding region: 1-4086 (1361 amino acids)
Biological process (GO): nucleoside metabolic process
Molecular function (GO): catalytic activity; protein binding
Source: RefSeq, a predicted model, not a curated record